Nasonia vitripennis (jewel wasp) is the source of this 9468-nucleotide messenger RNA. RefSeq lists its product as uncharacterized. The transcript has 24 exons. Gene Ontology annotation, molecular function: guanyl-nucleotide exchange factor activity. The coding region runs from base 1221 to 6698 and encodes 1825 amino acids. The record is from RefSeq and is a predicted model, not a curated record. NCBI's taxonomy places the organism in Eukaryota, Metazoa, Arthropoda, Insecta, Hymenoptera, Pteromalidae.
CCAGUGCAAAAGACGCUCACCCUCGCCGUGGACGCGUCCUGCUCUCCGUCCGCGCGUCCGGCUUUUUAAUCGUUCGUCUCUACGUGGUGUCAUACACACAGCUUCUUCGUAGCUCUGUAUAGCGGUGUAACGAUCGCCAGUGGCGUGCGCCACGCUCGUUGUAUUUUGGUCCGGAGGCCCCGCCGGCUCUGUGUAUAGUGGAACGGGGUCAGUCGAUACCGGCACGUUGUAGCCUAUACUCUCUACGAUUUUCAAAGCGCAGCAGGUCCUAUUGCGUUUGUUUACCUCUGCGCACGCAGCCAUGCUAUAGGUACUCUGUGAGUGUGUGUACUUGCAAGCUCGGGAGAGCCGGUCUGGUGCGUCGACGCCCUAGUCGCGCCCGGCGCCAAUCGCGGGAGUGUCUAUAUUCUCUCUGCCUCCGUCGUCGGUACUUUUUGGAUGCUGCUGCGUAACGACACGUGCCAGAGCUUCUCGUCGCGAGUGUCGCGUGACUCAUCGCUCUCUCUCUCUCUCUCUCUCUCUCUCUCUCUCUCUCUCUCUCUCUCUCUCUCUCUCUCUCUCUUUCUCUCUCUCUCUCUCUCUCUCUCUCUCUCUCUCUCUCUCUCUCUCUCUCUCUGUAACGCGCUUCACGUAGGUAGUCGGAUUAAUCGGGAAGAGUAUAUAGCUGCAGUGCGGAGGUGCUAUUUUCGCGAUGCUGGAUCACACGAUGAUGCAACGCAGUAGUGCUUGUGAUUAUGUUGUGCAGUGUCAAGUAUAGUGCCCUCUUCGUUGCACUACACGUCGAUUAUGGUACGCGCCAAGCGUCUUCCUUACUUACGGCGCUCUCGAGUGUGUGUGCGAGGUGUAUGAGGUACACGCCGGCUGAAUAAUGAAUGACAAAAUGGAACGAAAGCCAUCAGCCGGCUUGCAGAAACUGUUCCCCGAUCGAUACUCCGUCAUUGGCGAUAAGAAAAUCUUGGAUUCGACGAAGGAGCAACAUUGAGAAGCUACACUCACUUGAACCUUCAGACACACCUAUACCUGUGCAACCCCGAUGAAUUUUCUGCUACGAUGCGGACGCUAUUGUUAGAGACGAGUUCCCCAGAAAGACGGGGAGGCUCUUGAAGCUUUCCAGCAUUUCGAGCACACACACAUAACAACACUGACAACUGAACUCGAGCUCUGCUGCAUACGGAGAGAGAGAGAGAGAGAGAGAGAGAGAGAGAAAAGUGGCAAACAGGAUGAGUCACUUUGACUGGAAGCUGCUGCGCCGGAAGAAGGUGAUACCAGCGGACCGCAGGGCGAUCGCCGACAAGGACAGCGAGACCUGGAGCCUGGCAAUCGAGCAUCCGACCGAAACAUGUCCCGCCGACGCCCAAGACCCUCUGCUGUGCACGAAUAUCCCGGAAGAAAAGCCUCCUGCAGCUCCGGAGCCGGCGGAGCAGCUGACCUGUCGCAACCACGAGACCCGCAAGAGCAAGAGCAAGCGCGUCAAGAGCUACUUGAAACGCUGCAAGGGUGCGCUGACGAAAAACGACGAGACGUCCUGCGAGCGAAAGAAGAACGACGCAGCUCCGCAACAGGCCUCCUCCUGGUACGUCGAGGGCAAGAAAGAUUCGGCCGCGUUAGCAAAAUCUGAGGAGGACGACGCGGAGCAGAGGCCCGAGGAGAUCUUCGAGCUGUGCAAGGCGAGAAGCGUCAGCGUGACCAGAGGCAGCAGGAGCUCGCUGUACGAGGAUGCGAGGGACGAGUUCGGGGCCGCGAGUUCGGAAGCGAAGGAACUGGGGGAUGCCGACGGGGGAUUGAACAAGUGCGAUUCCAGUGAUACGCUGAUUGCCGAGACGCAGGAGGCGAAGGAGGACAGCGAGGAGGAUGGAGGACCCUCUACGCCCACGCUGAUACCCAACGCUGUGGUACGCGGAGAUGCCGCCUCGUUGAUACGCAGCUACCUCGGGCCGAUUUACGGUGAGAGCGUGCUCGACAUCCUGACCAGGCAAGCUCGCGACAUCCUCGUCUGUGCCUAUCACGGCAACCUCGAAAAUUUCGUCAAAUCCUAUCUGUCGCCGGCUGUGAAGCUCCUCAGCGAAGUCAAACGCAUCGCUUCUAAAAAGGGCAACGAGUUCGUGAUACCCGAAGGCUGGCCCUUGACCCUUGGUGGUCACGGGCUCGUCCUGCGGCUCGGCGAAUUGGAGGCCUCGGCGCUUCGUCUCGGGGAAUGCUACCUCUGCGUGCGCAGCGCAGCUGCGAGCGCCACAGCCGCCCUGGCCACGAAGACGACGACAGUUCCGCCGCACCAGCUGAAGACCGCUGCAUCCGUUGCCACUGUACAGACAGCCAACGCCACUGACGCGGACGAAAGGAACACCGUUGAGAUAGCCCUGGUGUGGCGAGCAUCGCCGAUGCGGGCCCCAGGGAUCCUCGGUUGGGACCGGGAGGACGAGUUCAUGGACUGGCGCGAGCCGAGUUCCGGGACAGUCAGCGCCGCCGCCGCUUCCCAGAAGCUGGCCAGCUCCAGCUCAGCAGCCUCGGCCAUCUCUUCGUCCUCAUCCUCGGCCUCGUCCAGCUCCUCCGACAGGUGGCACCACCACUAUCGUCGCCACGUGGACCGCGAGGAAGAGUCCCAGCGCUACAGGAGCCACCACGAGAGCAGGUCCACCGAGAGACACAGUUACUCCUCGAGAACACAGCCGACUACGGCCGAGCUGCUGUCCGUAGGGACUGUCGGCCACGACGUCGUCAAGUCCAAGUCGUCGUCGAGUGUCGACGCUUGGGCCGAAGAAGCGCGCGCAUCCAGCGAGCGAAGGUCUACCAGCUCCAGCAGAUGCGCCGAAAGAGAUGGCAUUUCUGGACCCGUAGCGUCUGAGACGAGGAACAAGCUGAAGCGCGGCACGCGCGUCGUCUCUCCAGCAACGAUGGAGAAGUGGAAGGAAACAACCAGAUGCGAGACGCGCAGUCGAGUUCUGGCCCCUCGCGACUUGGCCAACCCGGGGACUCUCGAGUCCGUCGCCACUAACCACCACGGUCUCCACCACCAUCACCACCACCACCAUCACCACCAGUUCAAGGAUCGUCAGUUGAACAACGGAUUGGAUCAUCAGCGCUUCGACGGAGUCUUGAGACCGGACGAGGUCUCGGACAUCGAGCUGCCCGCCUACAUCAACACGCUGCUCGUGACGGUCGAGCGGAAGAUCGAGCGCGUGUCCAUCGACGACCUCACCUUUCCCUGCACCGCUUGCAGGAACAUCGACAUUGAUGAUCCUCUGCUUGGCUGCAAGUGCGCGGGGGAUGGCUGCGAGUGCGAGAACGAGGCGAGCUGCGAGUGCUCUGGCGGAGAGAACAAGAUAGAGGCCAGAAGCUUCGAGGUGGCCGGUAUCAAGCACAUCGACAGCGACGACGAGGAGGAAGUCCGCAUGGGUUUCGGCACGAAGAAGCGAGUCGACGACGUCACGGCGCCCAGGACCAUACACGAGGUGUCCGAGCGAGCGCUCAACUGCGGCCUCACGCUACCUGGUUACACGGACGUGGCAGGUCGUCCAGUCCUGGAAUUCGACGGCGGCUCGACGCGCCGCGACGUCGUCUCGUCCCGGGAAAUGGCUUCCCUCCUUCUCUACCUCGCACGUCUGCCAAGUGACGACUCGACGCAAGACGGAUUUGCGCUACUCGUCAAUGCCAAUUCGAAGGAAGAAGUGGAGACUCUUGAUCGGGCGCUCACUCUUCUGAAGGGCAAAAUCAAAAUACCUCAGGCGUACCUUCUGCGAAGCGCACCGGAAGGCAGGACGGCCGACCUCUUUCCGCGCAGCCACCUCAAGAUCGUCAGCGUGGACCAAAACACGUUGGAGAAACACAUCCCCAGGCGAACGACGGAUUACCAUCACGAGCAUUGUGUUGCUUAUUAUAAGGAGUUCGACAGCGUGAUGACGGAGUGGCAAGCUGCCGGUCGCCGACUCGCCCUCGAGAUGUCCGAGCUGAAAGAGUGCACGAGCUUGUCGGGCAGUCUGACGCCCCUGAAUCGACUGCUCACAGAUCCGACCCUCAGGCGUACGGGGAGGGACGCAGAGGAGUCGAUCGCCGUACUCGAGGAGAGGGCAGCGCCAAUUGCCAAUGUCGAACACGUCAGGUUGUCGCUCGAGCGGGCGCGGAGACUCGUGGAGGAAGUUGGCAACGCGGCGACGAGGCUCGAGUCAUCGUUCGAGUCGAGACGCGCCACCAUUCGCAACCUCGCUGUGCUGAGGAGCAUCGAGGAUCAGGCGCGUGAGGUUCUAUCCUGGCUGUGCAAGAAAGGCGAGGACAUCCUCUCGAAACACGGACAGCACUCGGCCACCAGCCUCACGACGGCGCGGCUUCAUGAACGGGAAUUCGAGAAGUUCUACUUCACGUCGAUGAGACACCUUGACAAGGGCAGCGACCUAGCCGAGGCAGCCUCGGCCUCGGGUCUGCGCGAGCUCGCUCGCUCACUGAAGCACCAUCUCCGAGGAUUCGGCGCCCGCUUGGAGGAUCGGCGCGAGUACCUCGAGGACACGUCCCGAUGCUGUCUGCUGCAGGACAGGGCUUACGAGUGGGCUCAGGAGGCGCGACUCGCCGGCGACCGUCGAGCCCAGCAGUUCCUCGCUGCCCGACCGCCGCUGCCUCCCGAGCACUUCGCCGAGAUGAUGGCCCUCGCGGAGAAGCUCGGCAACGAGAUACUCCUCGAGCAGUGCCGACUCGCCAGGGCCAAGUGCGCCGAGGCGCUGGAAAUGGCCCGGACCUGCUCUGCGCCGGGUAGCCCUGCCAGGAGGAGGAGCCUCGCCAAUUCCGACUCGGCCAACUCUUGGGACGAUGCGCUGGCUAAACGCGCAAGCUGGGACGACAGCGACAGCAGCGGUGCCUCCUACGCCGGAGCGAUGGAGAGUCUAGGCGGCAGCAGUGGUGGCAGUGGCGGUGGAAGCGGCACUGGAGGUCGAGGUGCCCUUCUCGACAACAUCGCCGAGCUGCGCGAAAGCGCGGAACAGCUGCUCGACUGCUCACCCCCGAGGACGCCGCCAAGGAGUCCGCAAGCACCGCGGCGACUCGUCAAGCCGCCCGUCAACUCGCACCUGCACCGGGCGCCCAGCAUUGCGCCCGGCAUGAAAGCUAAAAAAACCAUAUUACUCAUAAUGAGGGAGAUGAUCCAGACUGAACGUGACUACGUGAAAUCCCUCGAAUACAUAAUAGAGAAUUACAUACCCGAGCUAGUUCGAGAAGACAUUCCGCAGUCGCUGAGAGGCCAGAGAAACGUAAUCUUCGGCAACGUGGAAAAGAUUUACGAGUUCCACAGCCAGUACUUCCUCCGCGAGCUGGAGCAGUGCGAACAAUCGCCGAUGAUGGUCGGACAGUGCUUCCUACGCCAUGAAAAGAAGUUCUACCUCUACGCGCUGUACAACAAGAAUAAGCCAAACUCGGACUCGCUGAUGGCCGAGUACGGCACAGCCUUCUUCAAGGCCAAGCAGAUGGAGCUGGGCGACAAAAUGGACCUAGCGAGUUACCUGCUGAAGCCGGUCCAGCGAAUGGGCAAGUACGCGCUGCUGCUCCAGCAGCUCGUCAAGGCGGGCACCGAUCUGUCCGAGCAGUUGUCGGCCGGCAAAGGCAGCGAGGACGGCAGCAAAGAUGAGAAGGACGGCACCGGAAGCGAAGGUGGACCCAGACCAAUGGUUGAGGGAGAGGCCGACCUCAGGGCGGCCGAACAGAUGGUUCGAUUCCAGCUGAGGCACGGAAACGAUUUGCUAGCUAUGGAUUCGCUGCGCGACUGCGACGUGAACGUGAAAGAGCAGGGCAGGCUACUGCGGCAAAACGAAUUCCUGGUGUGGCAGGGCAAGGGCAAGAAGUGUCUUCGCCAAGUUUUCCUCUUCGAGGAUCUCAUACUGUUCAGCAAAGCUCGUCGAUUCCCCGAUAGAAAGGCUUUCGAUUUUGCAUUGCAGAAUCUCGAUAUCUACAUCUACAAGCACAGCAUCAAGACGACGGACAUCGGCCUGACGGCCGUUAUAGCCGACUCGCCCACGAAGUUCGAGAUCUGGUUCCGAAAGAGAAAACCUGGCGAUACGUACACGCUGCAGUGCGCCAGCGAGGACAUCAAGAAAGCCUGGACUGAGGAGCUCAGCAAUCUUUUAUGGAAACAGGCGCUUCGAAACAGAGAAGUGCGCCUGGCAGAAAUGUCGAGCAUGGGUAUUGGCAACAAGCCGUGCCUGGAUAUCAGGCCCAGCGCCGAUCAGAUUAACGACCGCUCCAUCAGCGUGGCGCAGUUAUCAAAAACAGCUCCGAGGUUCAGGAACUCGAUAGCCGUAUCGAACAGCGACGAUUCGAGCCGAUGCAGCAGACGACCUCACAGUGUCAUAUCCGUCAGCUCAUCCUCGAGCAGCGGCGGCAGUAGCGGACCUCCGACCACUCUCAACCUGGGAUUGGACACGAGUCCGCGGCUUCAUCAUAGAAGCACCACUUUAAAUAGUCAAUGCAGUGUUGAGAGCGGAAUAAUCGCCGACAUUUCGAUAGUGUCGGACGACGGUGGUGAUGGCACGGAUCGCAGCCACUGGAACUCAACGCUCGAGUCUCCAACCUCGCAGUUGCCGCCGACUGGUCACUCGACGCCUCAGCUCCAGUCGCCGACAAGCACCGGCGGUACCAUGAGUGGCGCCUCCUCAGUUACCUCGCCCUCCUCCUCGGAGGCCAAUCUUGCGCCCUACGAUCAGGACGUCUCUAUCAAUCUUUGAGACAUCGCAGCCAACCUCUCCUAGCGACCUUAACACUAAGCAUAAGCGAUUGAAUUUUACAAGAUAUAUAAAUAUAUACAUAUACAUAUAUAUUUUUUCUUGCAUAUAUAUUCGAAUGCACGCUCGAGAGAUGCUUUUCAUCGAAGGAAUUAUGAGAGUACGCGGUUUUUCACACAGCUGUAAAUGUAUAGGUUAUAGACAGAGAUAAUCACGAGGAGGAGGAUAUGUAGGAAUCGACGGUUCGCUUGGGUUUUGAGAUGUGUUUGCAUGCCAUAUAGGAAUCAAAAUCUAUUGUAGUCGACGGUUUUUUUUUCUAUUUUUAGGGAUUAAACGAGUCAGUCUCACUUUAACCAAACGAAUUUUGUAUUACAUUUACUUUUUUACUUUUAUAUGUGCAAGUAACCCUAAAAUUGUUUUGGUAUUUAGUGAAACCACUCUAUUAUUAUAUUUUUAAAAGCGGAAUACACGAGCGAACCGUUGAAUGUUGAUUCUUUUUAACUACGUAUUGCACGCUACAGUGUCUCACGAAGCAACGUGGGAACUGAAAACGCAAAAAUUUAAUAAAAACGUGGCAUUCCUGAUUCGGAACGUCCGGGUCCACUAUAUCGUUCUUGCCUGCACUGAUCGGCAAGGAUUUAGAAAGUUAUUUUUUAAAGAUCGUCUGUUUUUUGUACACGAAAGUAUGAUAUGAUGAUAAACACCGCGAAACGCCGACUAUUUUUUGCAUUUGCCUUUUAAAAACUUUUGUACACUUAUACCUUAUUGAUAAUGUACAUGAACACGGUUGCAUACAGUUUCACACAAUUACACCUCAACUCGCUUGAAUCACACGGUCGUUUCAACCUCAGUAAUUCAGGAAUGUCAGGAUACAUAAGAGAACGAUCAUGCGCACAUGUCAAGAAAACCAACACAUACCACUUUUUGUAAGAUAUUGUAAUAUAUUAAAGGUUUUAUAUAACAUAGUAAGUGCGUCAUUAUAUCUUGUAGUUUCUUACUUUGUUUUCCAGAUAAUAUAUCAAAAAACGUAAUUCUUAAGGUCAUCAUUAUUAUUAAUAAUAAUAUUAUUUUUAUCAUCAGAAAUUAUUAUUAUUAUUAUUAUUAUUAUUAUUGCUAUUAUUACAUUGAUUAUAAUUACUAUUAUAAUUCUUAACCUCAAGUCAUUUGUAAAACAAUUUUUAUCGUCUGUAGUCCGUAAUUCUAGCUUGUAAUACGCCCUGGCCUGUACACUAAAGCCAAAUUUUAAUUUUAACCCUGACAUGUAACGAUCUAAAUUCAACGUUAUUAUCGUAUGAGUUAUUGUAUUUGCGUGGCGCGUGGCUAGUUUUUGACGAGCUUAGGUUAUAGAUUAAACAAAAAAUUAAGCUCCUCUUAAGACGGCCCGCGCUCAAAACGAUCGUAAAAAAGUUUCUUCUUUAGUGAAAUUACUUUUUUCCUCCCCUUUAGUCGACUAACAAUUCCUCGAUGCUACAUGUAUAAUGAUAAAUUAUAUUGAUAAUAUCUUUUGACUGUGUUCUCUCAAAAAUCUCGUGCGCACGAUCGACGUUUGGCUGCGCGUUGAAAGUACUAUAUAUACCUCUGAUGAAGCAUUUUAUUAUCAUCAGCGAAACUCUUCGUUAAGAUAUUUUUAUACGAUGUCUUUUCCGCUAUGAUGCAUGAGUUGCAAGGCCAUUAUUGCGCGGACCGAAGAGAAUCCGGUACAAACGGCGAUCGCCCGUAUGAAUUCAUCUACAUAAAUAUUGAGAAGACAAUUAAGGGAAAAAGCCUUUAUUUUGUUAUCGAUUAAGAGACAAGAGAAUUAAUUAAUUAUUUUUAAUUUCGGAAAAUCACGGUCCGCCCAGAUAUUGGCGAUUAUAUCUCGAGGAUAGCGACCGAAAAAUAUUUAUUUUUGCGUAUUUUUGUGAUUCCAAUUAUACUUCGAAUCCAGACGAAUAAUUUGAUUUGUUUUUUCUCUGUCUCUCGUUUGUUAAUGAAUUUAUCAAAUAGCAAAAAAAAAUAGAAAAAUAAAACCGUAGAUUGUAGAGAAGAAUAAAAGUAAAGCGAGAACUUUUUGGCACUUGUCCUAACGAAAUAUAACAGUUUUCCAUCCGAAAUAUUGUAACCGCCUUGCUGUCGAUUGAAAAAUUAGUUUUCAGAAAGAAAACUAAUUUCUUGACGAUUUUACACGGAUUUUUCGAUGCGAGUUCUAUGUCAGAUGUAUUGCAUUCGAUCUCAAAAUUUAUUUUUAUCAAUGAAUAUGAAAAUAAAAAACAAUGAUAAUGCCAUAAAAUUGUUUUUUCUUUAAUCAUAUCCUUUGAAAAUAAAGCCGAAAAACAGCGAUUAAUUUUGAGAUCAAGUGAAGGCAAUAUACAAUAAAACCAUCAGUUUCCCAUUUUGUAAAAUGAAGUUUUUUUGCGUCGAUUUAUCUUUGCAAGUAAACCACGUAAAUGUGCUGAUUGGCAUAAUAGAGAGUAGCAGUCAUAAUCACGCGGUACUAAACUACCUAACGAUUAAGAUUUGCCGAUAGUCACUUCAUACAGUUUUACUUCCCCAUCCACUCAUCAAUUUCGCGCCCUAUCAAUUUAGGUAUUUAUUAAUUAAUCCCCCAAUCAUUGGUUAAGGUAAAUGAUGACGCCGAUCUUCGCUCGAACUCACUGCAUCCUAAGUUGUCAACAAGUGUACAUAUUAUAUGAUUGAUAAUACGUUAUUUUUCAGUAUUGUAACUGUCUCUAACACCGAUGUAUUUUAUUACUUUAUGAAAAUAUACUAUAUUGGGUGCCUUUUGUAGCGAAAA